Pararge aegeria (speckled wood butterfly) is the source of this 781-nucleotide messenger RNA. RefSeq names its product histone H2A, sperm-like. Bases 49 to 441 code for a protein of 130 amino acids. The transcript has a single exon. NCBI's taxonomy places the organism in Eukaryota, Metazoa, Arthropoda, Insecta, Lepidoptera, Nymphalidae. Gene Ontology annotation, cellular component: nucleosome. The record is from RefSeq and is a predicted model, not a curated record. Gene Ontology annotation, molecular function: DNA binding; protein heterodimerization activity; structural constituent of chromatin.
AGCUUUAAAUACUUUUAAUAAAAUUUCUCGUUAUAAGUUUAGAAAAAUAUGUCCUCUAAAGCUAAGAAAACUAGCAGCAAGACCAGAUCGUCACGUGCAGGCCUAACAUUCCCAGUAGGAAGGAUCCACAAAAUGUUGAAGAAGGGGAACUUCGCGCCAAGAAUUGGGAGUGGAGCGUCAGUCUUCUUAGCUGCAGUGGUCGAGUACUUGGCGUCGGAGAUCUUGGACCUUGCGUCAGAAGUCGCGUUUCAGAACCAAAAGUCGAGGCUAGUACCCCGACAUUUGCUGUUCGCGAUUAAAAACGAUGAAGAACUGAGCAGAAUGCUCACUGGUGUCACUAUAUCCCAAGGGGGUGUACUGCCAGCGAUAAACGCACAGUUGCUACCGAAGAAAACCAUGAAAAAGCAAGCCGAGUCAAGUCAGAAGUCGCAACAGUUUUAGAGGAAGGAAAAAAAGAAAAAAAAAUCGAAAAAUAAAAAAAAAAAUAAAAAAAUGUAACGAUAUCAUUUGCAGACAGAAAAAUGAACGAAAAUCUCGAAACAUUGACAACUAUCAAUUGAUUAUUUUGACGGAGAGUAACGAAUUACGCUCAAAAGAACCUGAAUUAAUGGAAGCAUGUCGUACGUUGAGAAAAAAAAACCGAAAAGUAUAAAAAAAAAGUUAUAAGAAAAAAAAAAUUAAAAAUACAAAAAUAGUGCUGUUAUAUUUAUUAUUAAAUUAUUCAACUCAUUUCUUACUUGGUGGUGGGUCUUCAGAACAAAGUCCUUUUGAGGACUGCAAU